UUCUUGGCGGGAAUUGAGAUUUGACAUAUGUGAUUUAUUUUAAUUGAAUUAAACAAAAGAUAAAAACAAAGAUUUUUUUGAAAUGCAAUGCGUAAUUAUUUGUGCAGAUGAUCUCUUGAUUAAAGUUGAUUGUAAGACAAUGGUGUGUAACGUUAUUUGAAAGUUGAUGCGCAAAUUCGAGUAACGUUUACAGCUGCUAUCAUGAUUGAGACAAGGAAUUCUAAAAGAUUAGCUGGGAAACAAAGUGUAGACCCUACGGCAAAAUGUAAUGGAGCUUCUUUAAAUGAAAACAUCAAAGAAAGCAAAAGAAAUCAAAACAGGAUUUGUAAGCAAAAAUUACAAGGAAAUAAAAAGGAAAAUGAUUUGAGAGACAAAGGGAAGAAGGGGAAGGAUAUAGUUUCUGACAAAACCAGUGCAACUAAGAACAUAUGUUCCAACAGUACCAUUAGAUCAUCUGUAAGAUUAAUAGAGAAUAAGUCAAAUUUACAGAAGUUAAAGAUUGAUGAAUCUGAAAAAAUAAAGAAAGUUCUUAAUUCUAAAAGAAAUAUCAAAGUGGAUAAGGAAAACAAUUUGCCUGAAAAUAAAAUAUCGGUGCCUAAUCCAUCAAAAGAACUUAAAACAAAUAUUAACAGUAUAAGAAAAAUUACUAAGAACUUUCCUCUUAAAACAAUUUCUGAUAAUGCUGUUUCUCAUGUCCCAAUAUGGGCUGUUGAUAAAAACCUACCUAAAAAACAAACUGAAAAACGUGCAUCUGAUAUCUAUAAUAUUGAAAAAGAUGAGGAUUUAAUGAAUGAGUUGUCUCCUGUUAAAAAGAAAAAGAAGACUGCUGUUAAAAAACCUCAAGUAAUUAGAAACAAAAUAUUUUCAAAGAAAACUCUUUCAUCUCUUACUAGUCACAAAAAUGUAUUUUUAUCUACCAAAGAAGCUAAACCUGCUAGACAAUUAAAGUGUGAAGGUUGGAAUAUGAUUAAAACAAACCCAGCUGAACCAACAUUACAUACUGUAGAUAAACACGAGAUACUUGGAACUGCUUCUAUCUUGAAAUCCACUGAUCCUGUUCUAGAAUCAGUUGAUUCUAUCAUGGAAUCUGCUAUAAAAAAUACAGGAAUCCCUACUGCAACAAAUGAAAUUGUAAUAGAAAGUAAUACAAAAACCCAAGAAAAAGGUGAAAAAUAUGUGGAGGAUUGCAUUACUGACUGCUACUCUAGUUUUGUUAACAUUGAUACUUCUGAUAUUUCUUUUGGAAAGUCAGUUGCAAAAUGCUUGGACAAAUCAGUGAAUAAUAAUAUGACACCAGACAAACAGAGUAAUCAAAGUGUUGUUAAGAUGAAUCAUUAUGUUGAGGAUUGCAUUGAUGAAUGUUAUGCCAGCUUUAUGAACAUGGAUACAUCUUUACGAGAAUCUGUUGAAAAAGAUAAGACCAAGGUAUCAAGAAUCGACAUGACGCCAGACAAAACUAAUUCUAAAAAUGUUAAAAUGUCAAAGAAUUCCCCUGGUAGACAAAUAUUUUUAAUACCCAAAAUGACAUCAACUCCAGAAAAUGGGGAUAAUCCUGUUAUUCAAACUGUGAAACACCAAUCAAAGAACUGUGGAUUGUUAUUAUCAGAAAUGUCUGCUAUUCCUUGUACAGUGUCUCGUAAUAUUCAGUUAGAGCUAUCAGAAAUUGAAAUAUCACCAAUUAAAGCUUCUUUAAAUAAUCAGGAAACUUCAUUAUAUGAAUCUCCAUCUGAGGAAAAUAAAAAUUCCAAGAAUGUAAUUUGCUUAUCUGUGGAGGCAAAGAAUGCAAUUGAUUCAAAAGAAAAAGCAUCAGUGAAGGUUUGUGAAAAAAAUCUACCAGUCAAAUCAAGUAAUUUAUCAAAAGUUUCCACAAAAGAGAAUUGCAUGAAAACUAAAAAUAGUCGUGGGGAUGCUGAUACUUUAUUGCAAAAGGAAAAUGCUGAAAAUGCAGCUCUUCCUAAACUUGGAUACAAAAGGAAAGGGCCAGUAUCACCAUUGAAACCAAUUCAAGUUAAUUCUGUUUGUAAUAACAUUUUACUUAGUGUUGAUGGAAAUGAAGGUGUUUUACCAUCUCAUAAAAGUGACAAAAAUCUUGGUAAAACACGACAAAAACAUACACAGUCGAAGAAAAUUGCUACAAAAAGUGUAAGCAAUAUAGCUAAUUCAUCUGAGAAUCCAGAAGAAAAAAGUGACUCAAGCUUUUAUAAAAUAGCACUUUUUGAAUCACCUGAAAAGGAAGAAACAGGCAUUGAAAAAGCAAAGCAUUUUUCACCUGUAAAGAAAGUGAAAAAGCACAUAUUUAACAAAGAGACUGUUUCAUCUCCUAUAAAAGAUGACAAUCAUUUCAAAGUGUUAAAACCUGUAAACUGUUAUCAAUCUCCUCAUCAUUCCAAGAGACUUAAAUCUAGAACAAAAGUAACUCAUGAUGAGCAAAAGAAGACUAAACAUGUUAAAGAAGCUGACUGUCAGCCAAAGAAGCAGGCAUCCAGAACAAAAGCAACACAUGGAGAAAAACGAAAAGCAAAGGAGCUAGAGGAAAAAGCUGAAAAAUUAGAUGAACUCAUUGAAAGUUUAAACCAACACUUCUCUGAAUUGGAAAACAUGGAACUUUGUUUUGAAUAAUAUGGAAUCCAUGUUUGGAAAAACAAAUGGAAGCAUUUUAGAAUUCUUUUUAUUGAACACUAACAUUUUAUCAUAUGUUAAUCAUUUAUAUUAUACAUCUUGCAUUAUAUGUAAUUUAUUACUAAUUCUAUAUCUGCACUAAGUAAUUUUUUCUCAAUAUAAAAGAAUUUUUUAUCAGUUAUUGUUUAUUAUUACAUUUUUGAUAAACAUUUAAAUGCCCUUACCUAGACUAGGCUAUUUAAUCAAUUUGGAUUUUAUAUUAUGAAAAUUCUUUCUAUUUGAGAGAAAUGGUAGUCAUUUACCAUAUUUUGUGAUAAGUAAUGAAUUUGAAGAACAAGGUUUAUGUAGGUAUUAAAGAUUUUUUUCUGUGAUUCAUAAACAAUUUUAUUUAAUGAAUGUUUAAACUCCUGAUAUUUUGUUUGCUAUUUUCAUUUCAAUAUUUCAUGCAAGUAAUUUAUAAUUCAAAAUAAGAGUUAAUGCUUUGUAAAAUUUGCAAUCUUUCUG
This is a messenger RNA of Argiope bruennichi, 3123 nucleotides long. RefSeq lists its product as uncharacterized. Bases 202 to 2619 code for a protein of 805 amino acids. NCBI's taxonomy places the organism in Eukaryota, Metazoa, Arthropoda, Arachnida, Araneae, Araneidae. The transcript is spliced from 4 exons. The record is from RefSeq and is a predicted model, not a curated record.